AUGAACAACGUGGACAUCGGAAAUCAGUACAAGAAGAUCAUCCAGUUCUUCUGGGACCCAGAACCGAAGAACGAUGAUAGCCCCGAGCUGCCGAUCUGGUGUCUGGGAUGUGAAUAUGAGAAGACAGAGCCGCCAUCACAGGCUUCUACGCAGAUACUAGGAGAAGAGCAGCCACAGCAACCCGCGUCGUCCACACGGAGUUAUGAUACUACUACUGCACAGGAACAGCCUCGGAAGUCCAGCGAUAGGCGGACAUCGACAGACGACCGCCCGCCGACUCCCAGCUCAGCCAUAUCCUCCUUCGUCCAGCUCCCCAACCCGGCACCGGCAGCAGCGGAAGCAAACACGCAUGCCUGGCCGUCAGCCUUCCUAGACGACUUUGAGUCCAGGAUAUGGAUAACGUAUCGAUCACAGUUCCCACCGAUACCCAAGUCCGGCGGGAGCGGUAGCUCGUCGAUCCCACUGGGCGUACGACUACGCAGUCAGCUCAUCGACACUCAAGGCUUCACGUCGGAUACCGGGUGGGGAUGCAUGAUCAGGUCUGGCCAGAGUCUGCUCGCUAACACGUUGAUAUUCCUCCGGUUGGGACGAGAAUGGCGACGGGGCAAGCAGGUACAAGAGGAAAGCGACCUGCUCUCUCUCUUCGCCGACCAUCCACGAGCACCCUUCUCGAUCCACCGGUUUGUACAACACGGGGCUACGGCAUGUGGCAAGUGUCCCGGCGAGUGGUUCGGGCCAUCUGCGGCAGCGCGGUGCAUACAGGCACUGGCGAGCAGCUACUCGCCGGCGGGACUGAACGUGUACAUCACCAGUGACGGAUCUGAUAUAUAUGAGCGGCAGUUCCGAGAGAUCGCGUGCGGUGACAGCGAUAAGAUACAGCCGACGUUGAUACUGCUCGGGGUGAGACUGGGGAUAGACCGAGUGACGCCUGUGUACUGGGAGUCACUGAAGGAGGUCAUCCGGUAUCCGCAGUCUGUCGGCAUAGCAGGCGGCCGACCGUCGUCCUCGCACUACUUCAUCGCGACCCAGGGCGACACAUUCUUCUACCUGGACCCCCACCAGACGCGCCCCAGUCUGCAGCCACGGACGGAGGAAGGAGACGUGUACAGUCCCUGUGAGCUGGAGACGUACCACACGCGGCGCCUAAGGAGACUGCACAUCCGCGAGAUGGAUCCGAGCAUGCUCAUCGGCUUUCUGGUGCGUGACGAGGCGGACUGGGACGACCUGAAGACGCGGAUAAGGUCUACUGUCGGCAAGGGAGCGGUCAUCCACGUUUUUGACGAGGAAAGCAGCGUAGAGGACGUGGGCGGCGAGCGAGCCGGUGCCGAAGAGGAAGUCGAGUCUUUCGACGAGUUCUAA
This is a messenger RNA of Arthroderma uncinatum, 1359 nucleotides long. RefSeq names its product cysteine protease atg4. The coding region runs from base 1 to 1359 and encodes 452 amino acids. The record is from RefSeq and is a predicted model, not a curated record. NCBI's taxonomy places the organism in Eukaryota, Fungi, Ascomycota, Eurotiomycetes, Onygenales, Arthrodermataceae. Gene Ontology annotation, molecular function: protein-phosphatidylethanolamide deconjugating activity. The transcript has 3 exons.